Molecule: messenger RNA, 1875 nt
Organism: Fusarium musae
Lineage: Eukaryota; Fungi; Ascomycota; Sordariomycetes; Hypocreales; Nectriaceae
Exons: 1
Coding region: 1-1875 (624 amino acids)
Biological process (GO): peptidyl-serine phosphorylation; peptidyl-threonine phosphorylation
Molecular function (GO): ATP binding; protein serine/threonine kinase activity
Source: RefSeq, a predicted model, not a curated record
AUGGCAGAACCUAGGCUCGGGCUCUCUGAGGUUGUCUCAGAAGAGCGCACCGAGCCAUUUUCUCAAUCCGAAAUUGACGCCCGCUUCAAGGGGAUUGGUGUUGAAGAACCAGUCCCUACUGCUAGCUCUUCGCUUGUCUCGUUAGACGAGCUCCACGUCGAGGAUCACCACCACAGGCAAGGCAUCCGCAUUCUAUUUCGUCCCCUAGCCAACUUCCCCAAGUCGCGGUCUGUGAGCCCUGGUAGUGAAAGUUUACAGUGGCUCGCUCUCCGCGCCGAAGUGGCUUCACCAGAGCAGCCUGAGCACAAAGUUCUCGCUGUGACUCAGACCUCCAAAGAUAUCAAAUUCACCGUCCGUAUCCCCGGUGAGACUCAGGAUGACUAUCCAAGGCCCCCUUUGUGGUGCGAGCUAUACUACGAUCCCGCUAGUGACAAAGUCAUCUUCUUGAACAGGUCAGACCUGCCAAUUUCUCUGUCAGGAGUGUCACCGACGCCGCCGUCAAGCCCUUACAGUCCCUCGCAUGUCGUCAACCCCGGAUCAGCCAAGGCUCUGAGGCCUGGAACAUGGCGCAUUACGCUUCGAGACAUGGAAGUCCUCGACUUCCGAGUACUUGAAAAGCGCCCAGUGAUACUGUAUCAACCACAGCAACCGUCUAUUGUCGAGGAUGUUCCCUCGGAGUCCAGCACCCCCACCGUGAACUCGAGCGGCAAGCGGGCCCUUUCUCCGGAGUAUGACGAGAAGAGAGUGAAACGUCGUGUCUCAGACCCGAAUACACCCGGUGACGACGGUGUUGUUAUGUUCCUCAGGCCUUCCGCGGAUCCCUUGGUUUUCUCCCUCCCAAAUGGUCGCGAGAGCAAGGAGCUCUCCUCGGUGAAUGGCCAUCCUCUGCUGGACGCUGAAAAGGGUGAAACUGCUGCAAUCUCAGGUGUCUGCGAAGUCGAUGAGUACGAACUCACCAAGCGAGAGCCAAUUGCCUCGACUUCCUUGUCUGCCGUAUACACAGCAACACACUCCCACGUACCGAACAACAUCGUUACUGUCAAGGUACUCAAGACGCGCGUUGCCAACCCCAAUGACAAGGCGCUCGUCCACGAGCGGACUGUCAUCCGUCAGGCCGACAUGUGGCUUCGUGAGUGUAGGGGUCAGGAAGACCUGCAGCACAAGUCAAUUGUUCGUUACUAUGGUGGUGAUGCUCGAUUCCUUUCCCUAUACAUGGAGCACAUCGACGCAAAGGACCUGACUUCCAUGCCUCGAUGGAGGAAUAAUACCAACGAUGAGUUCAUUGGCGACAGAAACGAUGCUGCCAGGAUCUUGGGAGACAUCGCCGGCGCCCUCAACUACAUCCACGGUCGCAAGCUGGUGCACAACGAUAUCAAGCCCGCCAACAUCCUCUACUCGCCAGAGAGAGGUGCGGUCCUUUGUGACUUUGGUCUCUCUACACCGGCCACUGCUACUAAUUCGCCGACCGUUGGCGGAACACCGUACUACGUUCCUCCGGAAUUCAUUGGUCGAAAACAACGCGGUCCUGCUUCUGACGUUUGGGCACUCGGUGUCACUAUGCUCUACGUGUUGCGCAAAAUAACGUACCCUGACUCUCGUGCUCAUCGACGACACCCGCGACCCCUUUAUUGGUUGAUCGCUGGGGUGAACAGUCCCAACAUGCCGCACAAGCAGUAUGGAAAUGGUCAACCCGCUAUGAAGCAGAUGCGAGAUUGGCUUGCCGAGAUCUUCGAUGCGAGAAAGAGUCUGAAUCCCAAGGACCGACUCGAGCGGAUCGUUAUGGAGAUGCUAUACCCUAACCCCAACCAACGUAUCACUAUGGCCAAAGUGGUACAAGAGUUGAGUGUAGAACAGGCUGCUGCUCCUACGGGAUGA